This is a messenger RNA of Ooceraea biroi (clonal raider ant), 1395 nucleotides long. It is a transcript of the gene senju, whose product is annotated as UDP-galactose transporter senju. The record is from RefSeq and is a predicted model, not a curated record. NCBI's taxonomy places the organism in Eukaryota, Metazoa, Arthropoda, Insecta, Hymenoptera, Formicidae. Gene Ontology annotation, biological process: pyrimidine nucleotide-sugar transmembrane transport. Gene Ontology annotation, molecular function: pyrimidine nucleotide-sugar transmembrane transporter activity. Gene Ontology annotation, cellular component: Golgi membrane.
UGUCAUGUGUUACUCACACCACCGAACAGGUGCCUUAUUUGUAUGCAGUAAUAUCAGUCAGUAUCCGGCACCCGUCGACAGUGUACGUUUGCAUGUGUCCGUAGAUAUCAGUGGAUUGACUGUCAAAAAUGAUUUACCGAAAUUGUUUAAGCUGAGAUCGCCAAAGAAAGCCGAAGAAUGGGAGGAAUAAAUUGGAACGAAUUAUUCCCGGGAAGAUGGAGUCUGAUUAUCUUUGUUUCUUACAUAGCACUUUUUGUAAAUCAAGGUAUUCUCGUAACGUGGUCUCAAAGAAGUGGUCGUUAUGAGUACAAUAUUGUAAUAGUCGUAUUAAUGACAGAGAUUUUAAAAUUAAUCGUAUCCACGAUGCUCUAUUGUAAAGACAAUCACAUCCUAAGCCUGCUUCAGGAGAUAAAGAAGAAUAAAAAAGUGCUCCUACUUUACAUGAUACCCGCGCUUUUGUACUGCCUCUACAACAAUCUAGCAUUCGUCAAUCUGGCUAGAUUUGACCCCACGACUUACUACGUCCUGUUGCAGCUUCGCGUUGUAUUAACAGGCAUCAUCUUCCAGAUCAUUUUUCACAAGAAGUUAUCUGGGAUGCAAUGGUUCUCACUGGUGAUCUUGACAGUUGGUUGCAUGGUGAAGCACUUUGAUACGCGUGUUCUUAGCACGGAGUUCCACAUAGACAUAUCUCUGCUGCUAAUUCUCAUACAGACAACGUGUUCGUGCUUAGCUGGUGUAUAUAAUGAAUACUUGCUCAAAGGACAAGGCGCAGACAUUAACAUCUUUGUACAGAAUGUAUUUAUGUAUAUUGAUAGCAUUCUCUGCAACAUAGUGGUAAUCGUUUUACUAAGUACGUUCGAAAACGGUAUCAGCGAUAUCCUUAGCAGCGUCGACAUCAGUGCGUGUUUGCAACCAAAGAUAUUAUUAAUUAUGUUAAAUAAUGCACUCGUUGGCAUAAUAACGAGUUUCUUUCUGAAAACCUUAAAUUCUAUACUAAAAACCUUCGCCAGUGCAUUGGAAUUGGUUUUUACAGCAACGCUCUGCUGGAUCUUGUUCAGUAUACCUGUUAAUAUAAACACAAUCAUUUCUAUAGCGAUGGUGAGCUGUGCUGUGGUUUUAUAUUCGAGAAAUCCCGUACAGAAUACUUUACCAAAGGAAACGAUAGAGAAUAGAAAGCUUUUAGUGUGAACAUUGAUAGGGAAUCGUCAGUAUUAAAUUCCUUCAGAAUAUUUUAAAGCAAAACACCAAAUACGAUUGUAGAAUAAAAGUAUUACCGAUAUUCAGUUAUAAUUGUUUGAUUGUUAUAUGUACAUAGAUUUUAUUGAUGAUGUAUUAUAAUGUAAUUUAUAUAUGCGGUAUUUUAUUAAUAUAAAAUAAAAUAUUAAUUUAAAAGAC